Epinephelus fuscoguttatus (brown-marbled grouper) is the source of this 1473-nucleotide messenger RNA. RefSeq names its product histone H2B-like. NCBI's taxonomy places the organism in Eukaryota, Metazoa, Chordata, Actinopteri, Perciformes, Serranidae. The coding region runs from base 18 to 392 and encodes 124 amino acids. Gene Ontology annotation, cellular component: nucleosome. The transcript has a single exon. Gene Ontology annotation, molecular function: structural constituent of chromatin; protein heterodimerization activity; DNA binding. The record is from RefSeq and is a predicted model, not a curated record.
AUUAUCAAAAGGAAGACAUGCCUGAGCCAGCGAAAUCCGCCCCUAAGAAGGGCUCCAAGAAGGGUGCGACCAAGGCCCCCGGCAAACCUGGCAGCAAGAGGCGAAGGCCCAGGAGGGAGAGUUAUGCCAUCUACGUGUACAAGGUGCUGAAGCAGGUCCAUCCCGACACUGGCAUCUCGUCCAAGGCCAUGGGCAUCAUGAACUCCUUCGUGAGCGACAUCUUUGAGCGUAUCGCAGGUGAGGCGUCUCGUCUGGCUCAGUACAACAAGCGUACCACCAUCACCUCCAGGGAGAUCCAGACCGCCGUGCGCCUCCUGCUCCCCGGGGAGUUGGCCAAGCACGCAGUGUCUGAAGGCACCAAGGCUGUGACCAAGUACACCAGCUCCAAGUAAACGGCUCAACUGUUGAACGGAAACCAACCCAACGGCUCUUUUUAGAGCCACCCACUUCCUCUGGAGAGCAGACAGUUCAGUGUGAUCUUCAAGAUUAAUUUAUGCCUUAUGUAACUGCACGUCUGUGAGCUACCCUACAUCUGUUACAGGCUAACAUAUUGCUAAUGUAUUGCUUUUUAUGUAACUUUUAUUCUCUAUAGUUGCAUUUGAAAAAAAAAGUUCUGUUUAGUAUUUCUCAUAAUUAAGUGUCAAAAGUUUUCAGUGGUGAAAUAUAAGCAAGUGUGUAUACUGAAGUACUGUGUAUUUAAAUAAUUUUUAUUACAUCCCAGAGGCAAAUACUGGACUGUACUUUUCACUUUAUUAUUUGACAUUAGUCAGUAGAAUCAGGUUAAUACAAUAAACUAUCAAUCAAUACAAAAUGUAUGUUAAUAAAAUACAUUUGUAUAUCACAAUAAAACAAUAAUCAAUCACCUUAUAAAAACAUUGGAAAAUCAAAAACUAGAAGUACAACACAGAAAAAUUCCAAAACCAAUUUAAAACAAAAAAAACAAAACAAAACAACACAUAUAUAAUAGAGAUGGGAUUUAUGGCUCUUUGAGGGGAGCCGGAUCUUGGUGAGCCGUUCCUUUCAAAGAGCCGUUCAGAAAACUGGCUCAUUUGACUGAUUUUUAUAUUUAUUAAGUUUUAAGAAGCCAGCCUGGUGGUAACUCAUUUUAUCUUGGAAAUAAUCACUGGGAGGUAUGAUGGGGUGAGAUUUGGAACAAAAUAAUACAAAAUUAGAUAUCCCACCAAUAUCUGAGUUUGAAUUAUUCUGAAAUAUUGAUUAUAACCUCAUUUGACGUGUGGACUAGAUUUUAAAGUCUGAUCUGGAUUCAUUAUAAAUAUUCCACAAGGUUGCGCCAUAUCACUCUGCUUUGACAGUGACAUCACUACUUUGGAUUUACCCUUUAUACAAAUUGUUUGUAUGUGUGUAAAGCUACCAUGACUUGUUAUUCAUGCAACACCGUGACCUUAACACUUAUAAAUAAACACUAAAAAACAAAGCAAGCUACAAUGAAUUUUGCUCAGGGGAGGAGCAAAG